Molecule: messenger RNA, 977 nt
Organism: Aspergillus homomorphus CBS 101889
Lineage: Eukaryota; Fungi; Ascomycota; Eurotiomycetes; Eurotiales; Aspergillaceae
Exons: 1
Coding region: 90-830 (246 amino acids)
Source: RefSeq, a predicted model, not a curated record
GGUGUCCGGAUGCCAUAUAUGUCCAUCCUCACCCUGGACAGUCAGCCCUCACUCACUCCCACCCUACCACUACCCCAACCAACAACAAAAUGACGACCACCAUAGCACCCGCCGCGCUCAAUGUCCUCUACUACUUCCAAAAACAAGAGCUCAAGCUCGAUUUCAACUCUCCCGACCGUGCAGAGGCGUAUCAGAACCUCAACCGCGAGGGCCGCAUCUACGUCGCGGAGCCCACGGCCGUCUACCUCCCCCUGGCCCUGUCGAUGAGCUACCUCCGCGAUAGCAACAACGGACUGGUGAUUGGCUUCACUACAGGCGCAGAGGCCAGCCGAUGGUGCCAGACCGCCGUGCUGGGUCGUCUGCACUCGCCCAGCGCACCGCACGAGGUCCGCAUCCGUCGCGCCUGGACCGACGAGGCCCUGGACCAGCAGCUCCAAGUGCAACAGUUCCCGCUGUUUAUGCCGACGCAGGGAGCGCCUCCAUCCCCGCCGGUUUCCACCCAUGCCCACUCCAGCUCCAGUGCCAGUACCUCUGCCUGCGCCAGUGCUAGUGUUAAGCGUCCAUCGGCCACCCCAGGCUCAUCGCCGCAUGCCCAGCCUGCCGUGAGCCCCAGUGCACCGCCCAGCCAGCAAGCCAAGGGCAACCAACCAGGUCAUCGAGCCACCACUCGACAGGCCAUGUCAAUGCAGUUCCCCCCGCAGACAGCCGCCCAUCUACCGGUGCCCGCGCAGCUCCUCCCGGCACCGCUGACCAUCGGGACGCCGGAGCGAGCACCAGCGCCAGCACCGGAAGGGAUCGAGCGUCGACCGCGAGCGAGUAGUUUCUUCUAAGAUUGGAUUUCUUUGUACAGGACGCAUAGCAUAGCGAGGAGUUGGAAGAGAAAUUGUACUUGAUUCAUAACAUACUGUCUUUGUUUCUCACUAAGCAUAGCAAUCAUACACUUCGUUCCGCGGCCCGCUCAUUCUCUCUCCGGCCAG